UUCAUGUGUGCACUAUAAGAGAAUAGAGUCACUGCGAGCUGCUGCACUGGACAAAAGGUUUUCCAUCUCAGGAGGUUUUGUGCAGAAAUCCAGACAACAAGCAGCAGCCAUGAAGUUCCAGGCUCUUUUCUUUCUUCUGCUCCUCACCUGCAUGUACCUGAGUCUUGCUCAAGGCUCAUAUGGUGACUGCUGCAUCGGCUAUGUUACGGAAAUGAAAGCAAACGUGAGGAAAAGAAUUGAAAGUUACAGGAUGCAGGAAACAGAUGGUGAUUGCAACAUCAGAGCCGUUGUGUUUCUGAUGAAGAGGCGACCUUCACAUGAAAGACAGCGGACUGUCUGCGCCAAUCCAAAUGACAUUUGGGUCCAGGCACAGAUUGAUAUUCUGAACAACAGGAAGAUUUAG
Messenger RNA from Plectropomus leopardus (leopard coralgrouper), 403 nucleotides. Lineage: Eukaryota; Metazoa; Chordata; Actinopteri; Perciformes; Serranidae. The record is from RefSeq and is a predicted model, not a curated record.